Plasmopara halstedii is the source of this 1541-nucleotide messenger RNA. RefSeq lists its product as uncharacterized. NCBI's taxonomy places the organism in Eukaryota, Oomycota, Peronosporomycetes, Peronosporales, Peronosporaceae. The record is from RefSeq and is a predicted model, not a curated record. Bases 573 to 860 code for a protein of 95 amino acids. The transcript has a single exon.
GAUCAAUCCCAAGCAUCAAUUGUGACCAAAGGUUCCUGCACAGCUUACUGCCACAAGAUCUGAAGCACAGGUAACGUUAAGAAGCCCUUGGAGGUGGCAAUAUUGUGGGUCGACCAAAGACUACCAGUUUGUACAGAGGGGCAAGACCACGCGAUGCAAAAUCAACCUACCUGCAGAGCACCAGCCUGUUUAGUAGCAUCCAAACCACUAAGUCGAAGCCACGUGAAUUUGUGAAAAUGCAGGCGUUGUCGAUUGGUGCAUUGUUUGAGGUCGUUGAUAUCACUCUUCUCAAUGAUUUCGAGAGCUGACGAAAAAAAGGAUUCUAUAGGUGUGUGGUCCUCUCGCUUCUGUAAUUCUUACUCUGCUUUAGUGUGACGAGGUGCGUCGAUGAGCUUGUGCAGUGUUCUCGUGAAAUACAAGAAGGAUGUUCCCUAGAGCGGCACAGCAUGGCUGAGGAAUGGUUGCGGGUGGAGCCCCAGGGUCAUCCAACCACUUGUUCGCCGUUUGACUUGUUCCAGAUGAUGCAAGGACUCGACAUAAUCGAGGUCUGCUUGUUCAUAUGAACGUGUGUCAUGGAUGAGGUGGUUCCCGUUGGGGAUCGACCGGGACCCAAAUUUCUUUAUUCGAAAAUUAUUCGGUACAGGAGGAGAGAGCAGCACUUGAUGCUGGUCUUUCAUACGUGUGUCACACAGCAGUUGAAAGCUUGGUUACACUGUGAAUGGGAGCCGGAACCAAAACUCGGUUGGUCGGUUUCAGAGAUGAAACAGUCGUUGAUGUUGGAGGUCCGCAGACGACGACCAGAAUCAUGGAGCAGUAAAUUGGAGUCAUGGGUCUUUACCACAAAAAUCCUGGGAGGUUGAGUUCCCGCCCCGGGCAAUUUGGAACUUGUGAAUUGCACUAAGAGCUGGUUUGAUACUUUCGGCUAUUUCCAUUCUGCUUUCCAACGUGGUGCCAUCCCUGCUGUUUUCAUCAUGCUGUUUCGACGCAGUUUGUCGAGGUACCGUCAAGCCUAUAAAGAUAAGUAUUUAUCUUUACAGCUGCGAUUGACCGGCAACCUGACGCAAAGCAGCCUAUAAAUCGAGUUAGAUUCACAAUAAUACGCUCAACCGCUGGUCUACAACCUUGCUACCCCUCUGUGGGCGAGUGUCUCCAUCCACUGGGUGCAUAAACCGUUGUAAGCACUCGAUUAAAGCAUCGGUAGGUUAACAAUGACGAGUCGUGAACAUGAGGCCUCGGUGAACACAUAUCGGCUAUCAAGAACUCGCUGGGCAUAACCGGUUAUCUUGAUUUCCGCGAAAUAAAGCCAAGCCAUGACCUGUUGCAACGCCCUGAAAGCUACAAGGAAUGAUGCGGAUACUGUUGAGAUCUAGUGGCCCAGGUAUCAAACAAGUUGGAUGGAAAGGGGUAUGGGGAACCCAUGGAUCUCACGUGGUAGAUCUGAAUCGUCGGUCGCGAGAUAAACUACUGUACACAUACCUCUGUUAGCGACCAGAACAACGCUGCGGCAAUUUCUUCAAAUGUAAUCUUAAGAUGAAUGUAUU